Messenger RNA from Solanum lycopersicum (tomato), 3240 nucleotides. RefSeq lists its product as uncharacterized. Lineage: Eukaryota; Viridiplantae; Streptophyta; Magnoliopsida; Solanales; Solanaceae. The record is from RefSeq and is a predicted model, not a curated record.
UUAACUUUUUGUCUUCUCCAUUUCUCCUCGAAAAAAAACCCAAAUUCGCCAUUAACAAAAACUCACAGUUCUACAGUUUACACUGUAUCGGCGAUUCCAUAAUCCUCAAGUGGAAUCCAUAUCAAUGAUUUCAACUGGUUUUCUGUAAUCGCAUAUUAUUCAGGAAAAGUUAACAAAAUUAGAUUUUGGUUGAGGUUGGUCAAAGGCAUUGCUCCCUGAAUGAUAGGCUAGGGAUUUCAAAUGGGUUGGCUAUGAGCUAUUAAGAGAGCAAGUUAAAAACGGACAGAAUCAGAGUAGAAUGGAAGCUAAGAAUGCAUACACACUUCCCUUUUAUGAUACUUUUAACAUUGAGAGUCCUUCAAAUGGAGUGGACAACCUUGAUUUUCCUACAAUGAUCUUGGAUGUCCCUGAUUGUGUUGAAAAUGAGGUCAGUCAUAUUGCAAAUGAAUGUGAGGAAGAGGUUGUCCUUGACAGUGAUGAUGAAAGAAUGCAUGGUACUGAAGUCGCAAGUGUCUCAAAGUUGAGAUCCUCUGAUGAUACAAGGUAUAAACAGCAGCUGGGUGAGUGGAAACUCUCACCGGUUCCUAAACAAACCUAUGUGGGAUGUCUACGGAGGUCAAAGAAUCUAUUUAAGUUUUUGGAUUCAGCCAGAAGCACCUCAGAUUUUGAGAAAACUGAUCAACAGAAACAGUGUUCUGAGAUUAAUGGCAGACUAUCUCUACAAAUAGAUAAGAGCAGUGUUAAUGCAAAACCAAGAGUUGAAGAGGAUUGGUGUCAGGCUGGUGAAUUAACCAAUGAAGAAAUCUACAAGGGAAAUUUGGAAACGGAAGGCUCAACUGUUUAUGGUGUGAAUGGAGAUAAAGAUUUUCCACUUCAUUCUUGUAAAAUAGAACUACCCAAGUUAAACAAAACUGAAUCUCAAGUAUCUGGAGAGCUGUCAGAAGCUAAUGCUCUGGACUUUGUUGACCACUACCUAUCAGUUUACAAUGAGGAUGCACUCAAUGAAGUCAAAGAUAGAGGAGUGAAUAAGAUUGUAUCACCUCCAUUUUUCAGCCGUGUGGGAUCGCAAAAAUUGGCAAGCAGAAUGAACGUUCAAAAUGCAGUAAAAAACUCUGGAGUUUUUGACUGGCCUGAGAGGCAAAGUGAUAGUGCAAAUGGUUCUUUUUCAAGACACCGAAAGAUAUUGACCUAUCACAGAAAGAAUUACGGACUGAAGAAACAAAAAGUAUCUUGUAUUCAAUCCAGUAAGGAACCAAUGGAAAGUAGGACAGAUUUAAAUAAGGCGGAACCAAAGUUUCUCCCGGAAGCUCACAUGAAUGUUGAGUCCAACUUCCUGAGGAAGUCGGAUGAGCAAUUUGAUAUGGGUACAUUUGAGCAACAAGUUGAUUAUGACGGAAAUCGAUCAGAUGGAUUAGACACAUACGAUGUUGGCCUUGAUACUCAACUGGCUGCUGAAGCUAUGGAAACUCUACUACACGCUCCUCCUUUGAAAAGUGAUCUGCUUUUGGCCCCUCCUAUUCCAAAAACCAGCCUAGUUAAAGAAAGGAAAUAUCCUGAGAUCGCUAUCUCAAGAGAGUUUAACAUUGGUGAUAGUUCACCAGAACCUACUUUAUGUAGCUCAACUGAAGUAGAGUUGUCUUCUGUUGUUCAUAGAACUAGGCAUCAAGCAUCUUUAAACUUGAGGAGGUUGGAGAACCCAGCAACCAAUUCCAUCAGAGAGUCUAAUUUUCCAAAGAAAAGAAGGAAGCAACAUGAGCUUGAAGAGUUAAAUGACAAUUUGUUCAAAGUGGCUACUGUAAGAGGGAAAGUUUCCAAAUCAAGUACUAACACAUCAAGGAAAUCUAGAAAAGUUAGCAUGAAUAAUCGAGGAGAAAUUUGCCUUAGUGUAGCAGCCACAUUGAGUCAAGUGAAAUUGGAAAAUUGGGUCUCUAAGGGGAAAAGGACACAUAAAGGGGUGCGACGGAUUUCAAAUGGAUCAAGCAAUCUCUAUCCUCUACUGAUGCCUGCUGAUCAGGGAAAUGACUUUAAGUUUCCAGUUUUGAAUCAUAAGGCAGAGAGAAAAUGCCAACCUGUGGAAUUUAAAAGUCAGAAUCAGUCUUUACAAAAGACCCAGUCAGGACUCUUGUCAAUUCAGACCGCAAGUACUAAUGUUUUGACAAAAGAGAUGAAAUCUGACGUACUUUUAAAUGGAAUCUCAGAUCCAUCAUACUGUCUUAAUGAUCAUAAGAAAGGCAAGCAACACAUGAGAAGUCUCUCCAGAUCACCCCUUUCUCAAGAGCUUAUUAGAUUAGGUUAUGCAGAGCAAUUACCUGAUUUUCUGCCUAGAGGUUCACGACGACGAAAAGGUGCAGGCGACAUUUGUGUCUUGUUCAGCCAGGGCUUGGAUAGCAAAUUAAUCAAGCAGCAGAAAAAGAUUUUGGCAAGACUCGGAUUUAUUUCCACAUCAAAUUGUUCUGAUGCCACACACUUCGUCACUGACAGCUUUGUUAGAACAAAGAAUAUGCUAGAAGCCAUUGCCUGUGGAAAACCAAUUGUAACACAUUUGUGGCUUGAGAGCUGUGGAAGAGCAAGCUGUUUUGUUGAUGAGAAAAGUUAUAUCUUAAGAGAUGCCAAAAAGGAAAAGGAACUCGGUUUUAGUAUGCCUGUUUCACUUGCUCAUGCUAGAAAGCAUCCCCUUCUAGAGGGUCAAAGAGUCAUUAUUACUCCAAAUGCAAAACCUAAUAGAGAUACCCUUCUAACCUUGGUCAAGGCAGUGCGUGGUGAGGUGGUGGACGAAUGUAAUAGUAAAAUCACUAGUGAUGAUCUAUUAAUUCUUUCCUGUGAAGAAGAUUACAAAGCAUGCAUUCCAUAUCUGGAAAAAGGAACUCUUGUUUAUAGUUCGGAGCUCUUGCUUAAUGGGAUUGUUAUCCAGAAACUGGAGUACAAUAGGCAUCAGCUUUUCACAAAGUUUCAUGACGAAAACUGUAAAGAAUGAAAAUCUCUCCAGCUUUUUCACGAAGAAAGCUUCGUGCCCAACUGCUUGUGGAUCGGUUUAAAAUUGCUACUAGUCCAAGUAACAGAUGAUGAUAUCAUUGUGUUACUAGAUACUCGAAAGUUUAGCUGGACAGAGGUAUUGUAUCAUAUUGGUAUAGUAACUAAUUUUUCAUAGUUUGUCCAGAAAAGGUUCUGUUAUCUAUUCCCAUGUAAAUUCACUUCGUUUGCUAAUUUUUGAACAAAUAUAAAUUCUCAAUUUUCUUUUUU